UAGGUGAAGCUAUCUGAGGCUUAUGUUGUGUGUUAAAUGCGGUGAAAAUUAUCUUUUCGGUUUUUUGAAAAACUAAAAAGUGCAUUGCGAUUAUAUUUGUAAUUUAGUGUUUCCGUCUCCUUUUCCGAGUGUUGAGUGAACAUUAUCUCACCUUUACCGCGUUGAUAAUCAUAACAUUAAAAGUAAAUUUGAUAUCUUUCUUUUGUUUUUGGUUUGUAACAAAGGCUGCUUUCUGGUUAUUUUUUAUUCAUCACGUAGAUUAGUGUGCGUAGCUGUAGAAAAAUGAAUACAAAAAUCGAAUCAUAACAACGUGUGUAUAUUUAAUGUGAAGCGUAACAAGUAAGAGAACAGCACAACAUUCUACCAGCCACCACCACAUUGGUAUGACCUACCCUUGCACACAAUGCUAACACGUGGCCAUUUAAUCAUCAUUAAACGUGACGGUAAGGAUGGUUCUGUCUAUCCUGUUACUACAACAACCUGUUCUGUUGGAAGAGGGCUCCAAAAUGACAUAAGAAUUCAUGUGCAGUCUGUCUCUCAAGAGCAUUGCAAGAUUUACACAUCAGAUUUUCAGCCGGCAAUACUGAAGAACUUGAGCUCUACCAAUCCAACUAAAGUUAAUAAUGCCCCCAUUGGUGAAAAUGAGCAUCAUCUAGAACAUGGUGAUGUAAUAACCACUGGUGAAAGGUCAUUUCGAUGGGAAUAUCUCCCACCAUCUCGAUACUACAGACCUACUAAGGCAAAGACAUCGCCAUUACGUGGCAGCACUGGAAUGGUUGGUAUGCCUAUUUCAGUGCUACAGAGUACCCUGGGUACCCAGUCUUUCAAUAGACGAUCUGGAAUUGUAACAGAGAGGAAAAUAAAAUUAUCUCCUGCGCUGAUGGCCUCAAGUGAUCAAACUCCUGCCAAGUGUGAUACAUCAUUUAGUCCUUCCAGACGACUUGUUGCCAUUGUCAGUCCACAAAGAAGACCACAGAGUGAGAAGAAGGCCAGUAGGGCAUCAGCAGGUGGUAGCAGGGCACCAAACCAGGAGGAUGAAGGCAGUAGUGCUGUACCAAUGUCUGGCACUAAAGUGAUUGCUCAGUCACGGAGACAGAAGAGUCCAGUGGCUGCAGGGCCUGUUACAAAUGUGAGUUCUUCAGCUGAUAAGACUGUGGCAGAACUGAGGAACCAGUCCUCAGGCAAGAGAAUGGAUUCUACCCCAUCUAGCAGGAAAUCUAGCAGGCUGUACAGUAAAUCUGCAAGGAAGGCAACAGAGUCCUACAACAAUGUGAAAAUAUUUCAAAAUGUACGGUCUUGGCAGUCGUUGGUGACCAAUAGAAAGGCUCCGUUAGUAAGUUCCAAGGCUAGGAAGUCUGUUGGUAGUACACCAUUGCCAAAAGUAAGCCGGAUUCCAACACUUGUGAAAUCUGUGUCAAGGCUCUCUCGUGCUAAAACACCUGAAAGCGCAAAGACAAGCAGAAGAUCAGGUGGAAAUCUUAAGAAGAAGAAGACUCCAGUCUCAUCUGUAAAAACGAAAAAAUCUGAACAGAAGAGACCAGUUGCUGUAUCAGCUGAAGAAAGGAAAAGGAAAUGUGAAUCUGGACUUCGUUCAGCAGAAAGGGCUGCUAAGAGGUUGAAGCUGGAGAGCCCGAAAACACCUGAUAAAAAGAAGAUGGCUGCCUUGUUAGUGUGUCAUGGAAAAGGUUCACGGCCCAAAACUCCACAGUUAGUGGUUUCCAGUUCGCCUCAACGGGUGACUGACACAUUGAAAGUAAAACAUAAGAGCAGGACACCUACUUCAGUACCAAAAUCUCAUGGACUUGCUGUCCAAAAGACUAGAAGGAAGAAGUCUGAAAACUUAAGGGCUUCAAGUGAUGGAAUGACAUCAGCUAAGGAUGUGUUCUCUCUGGAAAUUUCCCCAAAUUUCAAAUUUGAUUCGGAUGUGAUACUUUCGAACGUGUCAUCUGGCCAGAGAGCUGAGAACAAAGAGAGGCCUCUUACGUCAUCUCAGAAGAGUCGCCGAAGCCGCGCUCUUAAAUCAGAGAAGACUGCUUCACCAGAACCUGGAAAAAUUACUGACUUAUCUGGUGUUGCCGAGCUUUUUAAUUCUCCAGCGAAAGCAACAAGUACAAGGAAAAGAGCAUCUCUCGUUUCUGGUGAUACUGUACAGACUCACAAUGCUGUUCUUUCAGAAGGAAGACAUUCAAGCGAUAACUCUGUAGACCUUCAUACACUUAACAUUUUUGAGUUACAAACUGAUGUCAGCUCGGGCAAGAAAACUCCUAAAAGCACUGCACGUCAGUCACUGUUCAAGAGCUUGAUGAAGAAAUCAAUCAAGCAUAACUCAGCUUUAAUUGAUGAUAGUAUGGGGAAUGCUGAGACACUUGGGUUUCUUCCAGACAUCUCUUAUGUGGGGAGAGAAUCUAGGAGUGUAAGUGUUGGCUUUCCUGUUACCAGUGAAGAGACUAAUCAGUCAUCUUCAAGGAAGUCUAGAUAUUUGUCUGGAAAGUGGUCUUCAAAUUCUGAGCCUCAUUCUCCUGCCACAAGGAAGUUUUCAUCAUCACCAGAAUUGGAACAGAAAGUAAGACCACUUACUGUGUCAGGCACUCCUGUUUCUGAGCAAACCGCUUCAAGAAGAAGUUCAAGAAUUGGCGUGCAUUCUCCAGAGUCUGUGAAAUCAACUUCAAGUUCACUGUCAAAGUUUGGAAGUAAAGGAACAUCAUUUCCUCCAGGCACACCUGUUUCUGAGCUAAGUGGUUCGAUAAGAAGAUCCAGGAGUUCCAUAGUGACACAGUCUCCAAAGUGUGACAAAUCAGAUUUAAAAUCACUGCCAGGCACUAACAAAAAAGGAAAAUCUGUUUCUCCUAGCAUGUCUCCCUAUAAUAAGACUGCUUCAGCAAUGGACUUGAUGGAUACAGGAGGUGCUGGUUCAUCUCCAGGGUCCAUAGUUCAGAAUUUUACAUCCACAUGCUUGAGGAUGUCUUCAGGGUCUUCAGCAGGAACAGGUAAAGGAGCAAUAUCUGUUUCAGGCUCAUCUGUGUCUCCAAAAAAACCAGAUUUGGUUAAGAAUUUGUCUUCAUAUUUAGAUGAAGAAAGCCCCAGUUCUUCUGGCUCAAGAUUUAAAAAAUCAUCAGAGAGACAUGUACGUACAUCAUCCAGAUCAGGGUUUUCUCUGGAUGUUGUUUCCCCCCAGAAGAGUAUGUUGCUGCAAGAGCGCAAGACCCGUUCAUCGCAGAAACGAAUAGCUCAUUCCAGUAUGAACCAGACACAGUCCCCAACUCCAGUCUCCCAGAAUACAACUUUUGAUUUUGAUUCUGUGAGAACUCCUCAUAUUCCUGUGGAAAAUCUUGUGUCCCCUCUUUCCUCCAACAGGAAACGAAAAAGUUUGGGGUGGCAGGAUAUAAGUAUGAUUUUGCAGAAACGAAACUCUGAACCUGCUAUUAAGAAACGGCAUAUCAGUGAGAGGGUUGAUGGGAAUGUCACCUUUUUAAAUGACAGCAGUGUACAUCCAUUAUCUCCACAACAGUUGUUUUCAUCGUCAUUAAUUGAUGAACCCAUUCAUACAUCUCGUUCUGCAGGACAAGGAUGGGAAUCUUAUGAUAACUUUUCUCCUGGACUAAAGACCUGUGUCUCUUCCAAAAAUGCUUCACCUUAUGUCCAUGCUAUACAAAAUAUCAAGAACAUGUCGCCAGCAGUUAGCCUUUCAGGUCGUGGUAGAAUCCAUAGAUUUUCAGCAGGCUCUAGAAUUUCACAAUCAUUUGGAAAUAACAUGAACAAUAUUAGUGGUGCGCUACAACUAAUGAAAACACCAAGUAGUCCAAAAUCUCCUGUGAAUGACUUGCCAGAUGUGAAUGGAGGAGAAAAACUUACGACAGUUCGAAGGACGUCAAAAUCUCCAAAAGAUGGUUUGACGGAUGUACAUGUAGUGGAGCAGCUUAUAAAGGACCCAAGGAGUCCAAAAUUACCCAGAAGUGAACUGAAAGAUGUAUGUAAUAUGAGGAGACUUACAAAAACACCGGGGAGUCCAAAAUCACCCAAAAAUGGCCUGAGAAAUGUUCGUGGUGUGAGGAAUGUUAUGAAAACGCUGAGGAGUCCAAAAUCCCCCCAAAAUGAUCUGAGAGAUGUUCGUGGUGUGAGAAACCUUAUGAAAACACCUAGAAGUCCAAAAUCUCCUAAAAAUGAUUUGAGAGAUGUUCGUGGUGUGAGGCAACUUCUGAAAACGCCGAGGAGCCCAAAAUCUCCCAAAAAUGAUCUGAGAGAUGUUCGUGGUGUGAGAAAUGUUAUGAAAACACCGAGGAGUCCAAAAUCCCCCCAAAAUGAUCUGAGAGAUGUUCGUGGUGUGAGAAACCUUAUGAAAACACCUAGAAGUCCAAAAUCUCCUAAAAAUGAUUUGAGAGAUGUUCGUGGUGUGAGGAACCUUAUGAAGACACCUAGAAGUCCAAAAUCUCCUAAAAAUGAUUUGAGAGAUGUUCGUGGUGUGAGGCAACUUCUGAAAACGCCGAGGAGCCCAAAGUCUCCCAAAAAUGAUCUGAGAGAUGUUCGUGGUGUGAGAAACCUUUUGAAAACACCAAGGAGUCCAAAAUCUCCCCGAAAUGAUUUGAGAGAUGUUCGUGGUGUGAGAAAUCUUAUGAAAACACCUAGAAGUCCAAAAUCUCCCAAAAAUGACUUGACAGAUGUCCGUGGUGUGAAGAGACUUAUGACAACUCCCCAAGUUACAAGAUCACCUAAGAAUGAUAUAACUGAUGUUGAUGGAGUAAAGGAACUUAUGGAGACUCCGAGGUCUGGUGCACAUGGCUUGACAGAUAUUGAUGAGCAUUGUCUGGAGAAAACUCCAACUUCACCCAGUCCUAGGUCUGGCAGUCGUGCAUCGUUGACGCACAGUAAACUAAAGACCCCAGAAAGGUACAGUGUAGAUGGGACAGUGCCUUCCAUAGCCACAAGGACACGUCAUAGACAGGCAUCUGGGAAAACAGCUCCUAUCAAGCAUAGUCCAAAAUUUAUUAAAACAGAAGUCCCAGAAGCAGACAGAAGUGAUGCAGAGGGCUCUCUUGACCAGAAGAAUAUCUCAGUGCAUGAAGAAGUAAAGACAAAUAAUGCAAGAAGCAGGCGCAACAGAAAAGGACCAGAUCUUGGCAUAGUAAAGGCUGAAAUUGCAGACAGAAGUACCACACCACGGUCGAAGAAAAGACAGAAGGAGAAUAAGGCACAAAAUAAAGAGGACCUUUCACCAGAAAAACAUUUGGACAUGUCAGUUGAGUCCACUGAUACAUCUCUUUCCUCUGCUAGAGCACAGAACAGAGUACACUUUGGUAUCCCCAAUAGCCCAGACAUCCCAGUGGCUCAAUUUACAAGGAAGAAGAGAGGUGUGGUUGAUGCUGCAGUGCAACAACGGUCCUCUCCACCUGGAACAAGAAAAACACUGAGAUCAAAAGGAAGUGUGAAAGGGGAAUCUAUUGCAAAGGAAGAUAUAAAUGACCAAUCAGUCUCUUUGCCAGCUGUUAGGAAAACACGAGGUACAAAGUUGACUUCUGCAGUUGAAGUGGCUUCAUCUCCAGCAAGAAGAAAGCGAGGAGCUAAAGUAGCAGCUGAUGCAGAAUCAUCUCCUGUACCUUCCAAAAGGCGGCAUGGUGUUAUUGCCCAGAGUAAUACAGAGGAGUCGUCUCCUCCCAGAACAAGGCGAGGCACUGUUACCACUGGUUCAGAACUAUCUUCAUCACCUAAAAGACAGCAAGCUGUCAUUGUGACUAUGAAUGCCAAACCUUUGCCUCCAAGAACCCGAAGCCGUGCCAUUGUUUCUACUGAAACGGAAAUUCCUGAGUCUCCAGUUACAAAAAAGACCAGAAGUAAAUUGACUCUCAAGACUGCGGUAACUUCACCACCAGUUGCCACAGCUGUGCCACAGGAAGAUUCCUUUACAUCUGCUAAUAAACAGCUGACAUCUGAAGUUUCUCCAUCACCAGCUGGUAAAAGGCGGAAACAAACCAAAGCAGUUGAACAAUCAGCUACAAAACCUGCGAGAAAAUUGCGAGGCACAAAGUUAUCAGAUGUCUCAGAAGAUGAAACUGGACCGUCUGAUACUAAAACAAGAAGCAGGAAACCAAGGAUCAUUUCAAGUCCUGUGUUAAAGGCAAAAUCACCACCUGUUGUAACAAGAAGAGGUGGGAAGCGGUCCGCUAAGAGAGAAGUGAGCCCAGAAGCAGUAACAGAACGUCGAACACGUGCAAGUCGAAGAAGGAAGUAAUUUUUACACAGGGUGCAGAAUUUGUGCACUCAUACUCUGCGUGGAUACUUAGAUGCCACAUUUGUGCUUAUUAUGAGAGUCUGCAGUAUAAUCAUAUAAAUGAUAAUUCAUUGUAUACUUUCCUAACCUCAGAAAAUGUAAAUAUCUUAAAAAUCUUUUAACUUUUUAUUGUACAAUGUGUAUUUUUAUAAGAAACCAUUUUGGUGGAAUGCUAAUUACAUCAUAAACUGAGAGCUUAGACAACGUUUUCAUGAGGUGUUGGAUUUAAAAUGUUUAGACACUGGCCUUAGUGUGUUGCCUUUUAAAAUGUGUGGUACAAAAUUUGUAUGAAUUUGUUAUUCUGUUGACAUCAUAUGUUACAAUUCAGUUUUGUUUACGAGUUGUUUAAAAAUCUUUGAGCAUGUAACUUCUGUAAAAUUAUAGCAUUUAAACUCCUGGGUACUGGAGUGUACUGCAUCCAUGAACACCAAUUUCUGUAAAACUCUGUUUCAAGUAAGGGAAUCACCUUUAGAGCAAGCUGACACUUGCAGCCAAGGUAAAAGUUGUGGAAGUAUGUGUAAAUGGAUGCAGUAUAGAGUAGAGAGAAUUGUAAGAGUGCAUAAUCUCAUUUUCACCCAGAAGUGGAGAUGGAUCACUCCAGUAUUUGGGUGUGAAUGUCUUGUGGCACAGAUUCGCAGCUAUUGGUCUUGGAAACAGCCAUUGUGUCUUCUUUAGAAUUAUUGAUGUGUAUUAUAGAAUGGUGGUAUCUAAUGAUCCAGUAUUCCAUUAUUGAAGAAUGUAAUAAAUUAUGUCACUGUUGUUUUAACAAAAGAAAUUUUUUUAUUAAGUAUCACUCUGUUUAAACAAUAAAGAUCUCAACAAAGAC
Messenger RNA from Cryptotermes secundus, 7088 nucleotides. RefSeq names its product proliferation marker protein Ki-67. NCBI's taxonomy places the organism in Eukaryota, Metazoa, Arthropoda, Insecta, Blattodea, Kalotermitidae. Gene Ontology annotation, molecular function: protein binding. The transcript has 15 exons. Gene Ontology annotation, biological process: regulation of chromosome segregation; regulation of mitotic nuclear division. Bases 404 to 6223 code for a protein of 1939 amino acids. The record is from RefSeq and is a predicted model, not a curated record. Gene Ontology annotation, cellular component: chromosome; nucleus.